This is a messenger RNA of Homarus americanus (American lobster), 5958 nucleotides long. RefSeq names its product xanthine dehydrogenase/oxidase-like. The transcript has 23 exons. Gene Ontology annotation, molecular function: FAD binding; iron ion binding; oxidoreductase activity. The coding region runs from base 192 to 3836 and encodes 1214 amino acids. The record is from RefSeq and is a predicted model, not a curated record. Lineage: Eukaryota; Metazoa; Arthropoda; Malacostraca; Decapoda; Nephropidae.
AGAAGGAAGAGAGAGACAAGAAACGUGAAAAUCUUACUAAUAGAGAAAUAACGACCAAUGAAUGUGACGUGGAGAGAUAUGGACUUUGUGUUGACGAGGAGUUCAAAACAUCUCGGUGUGACCCAAGGGAAGCCGUGAAACCAAACGUAAGCUUCGAGACACAUGUUCACGUGAGUCAGGAAGGUCUUCAGAUGACUGGUAAUGACGUCGGCUGCUUCGAGAGAAUAACAGGUGGUGAUGGUAACGACAAGACUGACUCUGAGACAAAAUGCUUGAUCGAGAGGGACAACUUUGUGAUAGACAGUUGUCCUGACAGUAGUACGCUCAAGAUCAACGGUGAUAAUGAUAACAUGAGCCCCAAGGUCAACGGUAAAGUCAACGGAAGCCUCAAGACCAACGGUAACAUCAAUAACACUGGCCGCUUGGACUCGACUCCACCAAGGCGUUACGAUCCCACCCAAGAGGUCAUUUUCCCACCAGAACUGAAGGUGAGUGACGACCUGGAUAGACAGACACUGAUGUUCCAAGGUCCGCGGGUCACCUACUGGCGCCCCACCUCCUUCACCCACCUCGUCACCCUCAAACACCAUCACCCACACGCCAAGAUCAUCGUUGGCAACACUGAAGUUGGUGUUGAAGUCAGGUUUAAGAAUCAGUUGUACCGAGUCCUUAUCAACCCAAGUAAGGUUCCCGAGCUGACGAGUGUGGUGGUGCAAGGAUCAGGAGUGGUAUUCGGUGCGUCCGUCACUCUCACCGCCGUAUACGACGUGCUCAGGCAACAAGUCAAAACUCAGCCAGAACACAAGACACGGACCUUUUCAGCCAUCCUGGAGAUGCUUAACUGGUUUGCAGGGAAGCAGAUCCGCAAUGUUGCCAGUCUCGGGGGUAACAUCAUGACCAGCUCACCCAUCAGUGACCUCAACCCUAUACUGCUGGCUGGCGGGGCGUCCCUAAACUUCACCAGUCUCCAGGGAGGAGAACGGCGGGUAGUGAUGGACGACAAGUUCUUCACAGGCUACAGGAGGAACGCUGUUCGUCCCACAGAAGUAUUGGUGUCCGUUCACGUCCCCUUCACAUGCCAGGAGGAACACAUUCAGUCCUACAAACAGUCCCGUAGACGUGAUGACGACAUUGCCAUCGUUAACGCUGCCAUGAAGGUGAGGAUGAUCCCACACACCACCACCGUCCACCAUCUCUCUCUCGUCUUCGGUGGGAUGGCUGCCACCACCGUCAUAGCCCCUAAUACCAUGAAGGAGUUGGUGGGUUGUUCCUGGGAUGAUUCACUACUGCCGAAGGCGACACAGCUGCUACUGGAGGACCUGCCCCUUGACCCUUCGGCUCCAGGAGGGAUGGUGGAAUAUCGUCAAGCUCUCACUCUGAGCUUCUUCUUCAAAUUUUACCUGAGCGUGCGAAGGUGGCUGAGUGAGUGUGUGCCGGCCCAGGUAGACCCACUCACUGAAGACCAGCUGACCGCCAUCAGGCUCUACCACAGGCCUGCCACCUCUACCUCCCAGACCUUCCAGCAGGUGCCAGAGGACCAAAAGGAGCAUGACCUCGUAGGCCGGCCAGUGGUUCACACCUCCGCUUACAAACAGACGACAGGAGAGGCUGUUUAUGUGGACGACUUACCCCGCCUGGAGAAUGAGUUACAUGCUGCCCUCGUUAUCUCCUCCCGAGCCCACGCCAAGAUACUCAGUAUUGACGAGACACACGCCCUCGAGCUGGAAGGCGUGGAGGCAUUCUUCUGUGCCCGAGACCUACCUGGUGAAAUGAAUGUGACGGGUGUGGCGACCAUGGAUGACCAGGUGUUCGCGAAGGAGAAGGUAGAGUGCGUGGGGCAAGUGGUGGGGGUGGUGGUGGCUCGGGACCACGCCAGGGCACGACAGGCUGCUUCACUUGUCCGUAUCUGUUACCAAGACCUCAGCCCCCCCAUCAUUACUAUUGAGGAUGCUAUUAAAGAGGAGUCGUGGUGGGGGCCGUGGACCAUCAGGCGAGGCAGUAUGGAGGACGGGUUCAACAUGGCCACUAACACCCUGGAGGGUGAGAUGCGCAUUGGGGGACAAGAACACUUCUACAUGGAGACGAAUUCUCACAUCGCUGUCCCUAAGGGUGAAGACGGCGAGCUUGAGAUGUUCUCGUCCACCCAGAACCCUUCUGGAACCCAGCAACUGGUGGCAAAGGCCCUGGGACUCCAAGCCAAUAGGGUGGUGGUGCGAGUGAAGAGGCUUGGCGGGGGUUUUGGUGGCAAGGAAACCCGAACUAGUGUUGUUAGUGUACCUGUCGCAGUGGCUGCUGCUCGGCUAAACAGGCCGGUGCGUAUCUGGCUGGAGCGUCAUGAGGACACGCUGGUGACAGGAGGGCGGCAUCCCUUCCUGUGCAGGUGGAAAGUAGGGUUCACUCCAGAUGGACGUCUUACCGCCCUCCAAGCUCACAUUUACGUUAAUGCUGGCUGCACUCUCGACCUGUCUACCUUCCUUGUGCAAAAGGCUCUGUUUACAUUUGACAAUGCCUACAACAUCCAGAAUAUGUGUGUGACGGGUUAUGCUUGCAAAACAAACCUCCCGUCUAACACCGCCUUCAGGGGUUUUGGGGCACCACAGGCUGUCAUGUUCAUCGAAGACAUAAUAUCCCAGGUGGCAGCCUUUCUCAAAAUGGACCCUGUCCAGAUACAGGAGAGGAACAUGUACCAGGCAGGGAAUAAGACCAUCGUAGGGUACAGACUAGACCAUUGCACCAUCACUCGCUGUUGGCGUCAGGUUAUGGACACUUCCCUUGUCCACGUCCUCAAAGCCUCUGUCCAGAAGUUCAACCGUGAGAACACGUAUAGGAAGCAAGGACUGGCAGUCACUCCAGCACAGUUUGGAAUAGCAUUUGAGCGCUUCUUUAACCAGGCCGGGGCGCUGGUGCACAUCUACACCGACGGCUCCAUCCUGCUCACCCACGGUGGCAUCGAGAUGGGCCAGGGACUCCAUACAAAGAUGAUCCAGAUAGCAUCCCGGGUGUUGGGUGUGUCGGCUGAGAACAUCUACCUGAGUGAGACUGCCACUGACAAGGUGCCCAACACCACCGCCACCGCUGCCUCCGUCUCCACCGACCUCCUUGGCAUGGCCGUCAUGAAGGCGUGUAAUGAGUUGGUGUCGCGCUUGCAGCCCUAUGUAAACAAGGACCCUGCAGGCACCUGGAAGGACUGGGUGAAUGCUGCAUACUUUGACCAGGUCUCACUGUCUGCCACCGGCUUUUACAAAAAUCCAUGCAUAAUAGACUUCGACUUUGAGACCAUGACAGGUCGACCCUUCAACUAUUAUGCCGCUGGUGCUGCUGUUACCAAGGUGGAGGUGGACUGUCUCACUGGCGACCACACAAUCCUGCGGACAGACAUCGUGAUGGAUGUGGGAAACUCCCUAAACCCAGCAGUGGACAUCGGGCAGGUGGAGGGAGCUUUUGUGCAGGGUACAGGGCUGGUCACCAUGGAGGAACUAUGCUACUCCCCCGAAGGCGUCCUCCUCACGCGAGGCCCUGGGGCAUACAAGAUCCCAGGGUUUCAAGACAUACCUUGUGAAUUUCAUGUUUCACUACUGAAGGAUUCUCCUAACCCACAGGCAGUGUUCUCCUCUAAGGGAGUGGGAGAGCCGCCACUCUUGCUGGCAGCAUCGGUGUUCCAGAGCAUCAAGGCGGCAGUGGGGGCAGCACGCCAGGACCACCACCUUGAUCCAGUUUUCCGUCUAGAUUCCCCAGCAACAGCUGAACGUAUUCGUCUAGCCUGCCAGGAUCCUCUCAUUCACAAGGUAAAACUGCCAACUCACAAGACUACCAAGCCUUGGUCAGUUACUGUGUAGGUUAAGGAAGACAGAGAUCCCUACCAUUCACUGCCUGGCCAAACUAGUGCUAACUGUUACAACCUUUUUUCCCAUUAACACUUAGGCCCACAGGUAUGCAAUGAUAUAUUGUGUUUCUCAGCUUUUGUUGAAUUUGGUAACUUAUCCAGUACCCUUCAGAGUAAUGGCUUCCACAUGAAUCACAAAAUCAAUAUCUCAGGGUGAUUAACAUUACAGUUACCAAUUUGUCCCGAGCCAGACAACCGAGUUACACUGCUGAACUAUUAUCAUUAGAUUAAAAGAAAUGAAAGACAGUGGACAUGAACUAUUCUUGCAAUACAGUGAAAUUUAUUGAACUCUAAGACAAUUGAUCUUCCGAGUUCGUAAUUAAUCAGACUGAAUGCCAUUUGAUUUCUCUCGGGUACACUUUCUGGCAACAACUCAAUUUGCAAUUUUGAUGCCAUCUUCAGCAUUAGUUUGAAGGAUCACUGCUUAAGCUCAGUACUUGAAUGACAGUUUUACUUCUGGUAUGCAUCUGCUGUCUUCCCUCAUAGGAUACUGCAAUAUCUGGUUUACUAUUAUGAGAAUAUUUUUUACCAGAUGAAAUAAGUUUGCAUUGCCUUGUUACAUGUCUGACCACUGCAUUAAUCUUGAACCAAGUAAUAAGGUAAACUAUGAUAUAUAAGCUUGUAUUUCUACUGUCAUAUUAACAACACCUGUAGAGACAAUAGAUAAGUCAGUAGUUCAAAUGUUAAAGGAAGUGUUGGUUAUACAGCAGAUAUAAAAUCUUCAUCUUUGCUGUCAGAUUAUCUCAUUAGUUUUUUCUUUAGUUUAUUUGCACACACUUACUACUCCAUAAUAGUGACUCAUGAACUAAGUUAUAAUGAAUGUUACUACAUUUAGUGAAGUUAAGCAAGGGAUGCCAGUAAUGUUGUUCUACUUCCCAUAUGCACUGUUAAUUGGUAAUCACACUGGGGAUUAAAUAUUUUUGUACUAUUCCCAGUGAGGAUUGCUCUUUUUAUAUACCGGUACAUAUACUAAAUUAAAGACUCAGAAUUUCCCUUCCGCUGGGUAAGGUAUUAAUAAGUAUGGAAAACUAGACAGUGUUUCCACAUAAUUGUUGACAGAUUUUCUACCAGGGUAUGACUCCCUUCUCCUGUCACCUUGAGUCUCUAUCACCACCAACAACUGAGUAGAAUAGUCUUAUAAUUUUAUUGUGAAAAGUAUUAUUAUAUUUCUAAGGCUUGUCUACCAUAACAUAUUUCUAUUAAUACAGUAUUUGGAAGAAGCACAAUGGUCAAAAUAGGCUUUAGUAAUGUAAUUAUUCCCAUUUAUUUAAGACUUCACAUAGGAUAUAGCAGUUUUCUAUACUGUAUUACAGGACAGUGACUUGCACUACACAGGGUUCUACAGUAUGAUUGAGAAAAUUUUGAUAUAGUACAGUAAUAUCUCCGUUAGCCGGAAUCCCUCAAACCCGGAACUCUCCGAUAGCCGGAAUUGAAAUUUUCUCAAAAUACCGAGAAAAAAUUUCUGAUACCAGGAAAAUUCCGGGGAUGUAGUGUUUUUCUGGGUUUGAGAGAUGAAAAUCAGGUGCAUUUUCUGGAAAUUCUGAGAAAAAUUUCAAUUACCUGGAAAAUUCCGGGGACGAGGAAAUUUUUAACUGCUUUGAGAGAGUCCUCUCGUUACCCGGAAAUCUCUCAUUUCUGGAAGUGCUCUGCACCAAUUGUUCAGGUUAACGAGGAUAUUACUAUAGUUCAGGUUCAGAAUAAAUCACUUCACUGGGGUCCUUGUGCUUAAGAUAAGAUAUGGUUUAAAUAAAUCAGACUAGGUAAUCAAGUGACUUUUUUAAUAAAUGUAUGCAUGAUUAUGAGAAAUUCCUCUUUAAUAGUACAAAAACAAUUUAGCUUGGUAUGAAAGAAUAAAGUACAAUACUGUAUAGUGCAUAACACAGCAGUACUAUAACCAUUUAUAUCUUCCAUUGUUCAACAAACUAAUUUCAAAUCUGAAAUUGGUUGCAGGCCAAUCUAUUGUUUCAAGCGAUUCAUUAGUGUAUUAAAUGUUUCAUACCAGUACACACCGGGUAUCUUUUUGUAUUACACUUCAUUGUGUGAAAUUGUAUCUUCAUAAACGCAGAUACAUAUGA